This is a messenger RNA of Rotaria sp. Silwood2, 291 nucleotides long. Lineage: Eukaryota; Metazoa; Rotifera; Eurotatoria; Philodinida; Philodinidae. The record is from the annotation of a GenBank genome assembly.
AUGGUAAAAUGGGUAGUGGAAACACAGCAAGCAGGAAUCACAGAUACUAUGAGAAUAAAUAUGUUGAGCACGUUACGUACUUUAAUUGAUACAUAUGGAUCAUCAAAACGUUAUCAAAUCUGCGCAGACCUUCGUAACUGGCUCAAUGCAACUUAUGGAGGAGAGUGGGCUGUUGUUAUUGGUGAAACAGGGACAUUUGCAAGUGUUUGCCCUAUUUUUGAUCAACAAUAUUUGUCUGUCACUGAAACUGAUUUGGGUUGGACUGUUUUUAUUCUCAAAGUAUCUAGAUAA